AUGGCCUCACAUGUGCAAGUCUUCUCCCCUCACACCCUUCAAUCAAGUGCCUUCUGUAGUGUGAAGAAACUGAAAGUGGAGCCGAGUUCCGCCUGGGACAUGACUGGGUACGGCUCCCACAGCAAAGUGUACAGCCAGAGCAAGAACAUCCCGCCUUCUCAGCCAGCCACCACAACCGUCAGCACCUCCUUGCCGAUCCCAAACCCAAGCCUACCUUACGAGCAGACCAUCAUCUUCCCAGGAAGCACCGGGCACAUAGUCGUAACAUCGGCAAGCAGCACUUCUGUCACCGGGCAAGUCCUCGGCGGACCACACAACCUGAUGCGUCGCAGCACUGUGAGCCUUCUCGAUACCUACCAAAAAUGUGGACUCAAGCGUAAGAGUGAGGAGAUUGAGAACACGAGCAGCGUGCAGAUCAUCGAAGAGCAUCCACCCAUGAUUCAGAAUAAUGCCAGUGGGGCCACUGUAGCCACUGCCACCACAUCGACUGCCACCUCCAAAAACAGUGGCUCCAACAGCGAGGGUGAUUACCAGCUGGUCCAGCAUGAGGUGCUGUGUUCCAUGACCAACACUUAUGAAGUUUUAGAAUUCCUGGGCCGAGGGACGUUUGGGCAAGUGGUCAAGUGCUGGAAACGGGGCACCAAUGAGAUCGUGGCCAUCAAAAUCCUGAAGAACCACCCGUCGUAUGCCCGGCAGGGUCAGAUCGAGGUGAGCAUCCUGGCCCGCUUGAGCACAGAGAGCGCCGACGACUACAACUUUGUCCGCGCCUACGAGUGUUUCCAGCACAAGAACCACACGUGCUUGGUCUUUGAGAUGUUGGAGCAGAACCUCUAUGACUUUCUGAAGCAGAACAAGUUCAGCCCCUUGCCCCUCAAGUACAUCCGCCCAGUCCUCCAGCAGGUAGCCACAGCCCUGAUGAAGCUGAAAAGCCUCGGUCUCAUCCAUGCCGACCUCAAACCGGAAAACAUCAUGCUGGUAGAUCCGUCUAGGCAGCCGUACAGAGUGAAGGUCAUCGACUUCGGUUCGGCCAGUCACGUGUCCAAGGCUGUGUGUUCCACCUACCUGCAGUCCAGAUACUACAGGGCCCCUGAAAUCAUCCUUGGUCUACCAUUUUGUGAGGCAAUUGAUAUGUGGUCCCUGGGCUGUGUCAUUGCUGAGCUUUUCCUGGGCUGGCCGCUCUAUCCAGGAGCUUCUGAGUAUGAUCAGAUUCGGUAUAUUUCACAAACACAGGGUCUGCCAGCUGAAUAUUUAUUAAGUGCAGGGACAAAGACAACUAGGUUUUUCAACCGUGACACAGAUUCACCGUAUCCUUUGUGGAGGCUGAAGACACCAGAUGACCAUGAAGCAGAGACGGGGAUUAAGUCGAAAGAAGCAAGAAAGUACAUUUUCAACUGUUUAGAUGAUAUGGCCCAGGUGAACAUGACAACGGAUUUGGAAGGGAGUGACAUGUUGGUGGAGAAGGCAGACCGGCGGGAGUUCAUCGACCUGUUAAAGAAGAUGCUGACCAUAGAUGCUGAUAAGAGAAUCACUCCAAUCGAAACCCUGAACCACCCCUUUGUCACCAUGACGCACCUACUCGAUUUUCCCCACAGCACACACGUCAAAUCAUGUUUCCAGAACAUGGAGAUUUGCAAGCGUCGGGUGAAUAUGUAUGACACCGUGAACCAGAGCAAGACCCCUUUCAUCACGCAUGUGGCCCCCAGCACGUCCACCAACCUGACCAUGACUUUCAACAACCAGCUGAACACUGUCCACAACCAGCCCUCAGCGGCGUCCAUGGCUGCAGUGGCCCAGCGGAGCCUGCCCCUGCAGACGGGAACAGCCCAGAUCUGUGCCCGGCCUGACCCCUUCCAGCAAGCUCUCAUCGUGUGUCCGCCCGGCUUCCAAGGGCUGCAGGCCUCUCCCUCUAAGCACGCUGGCUAUUCCGUGCGAAUGGAGAAUGCGGUUCCCCUCGUCACUCAAGCCCCGGGAGCACAGCCCCUUCAGAUCCAACCAGGUCUGCUGGCCCAGGCCUGGCCAAGUGGGACCCAGCAAAUCCUGCUUCCCCCAGCAUGGCAGCAGCUGACCGGAGUGGCCACCCACACAUCAGUGCAGCACGCGACUGUGAUUCCCGAGACCAUGGCAGGCACCCAGCAGUUGGCCGACUGGAGGAACACCCACGCUCACGGCAGCCAUUACAAUCCCAUCAUGCAGCAGCCUGCGCUAUUGACUGGUCAUGUGACCCUUCCAGCAGCCCAGCCCUUAAAUGUAGGCGUGGCCCACGUGAUGCGGCAGCAGCCAACCAGCACCACCUCCUCCCGGAAGAGUAAGCAGCACCAGUCCUCUGCAAGAAACGUCUCCACCUGUGAGGUGUCCUCCUCGCAGGCCAUCAGCUCCCCUCAGCGGUCCAAGCGCGUCAAGGAGAACACGCCUCCGCGCUGCGCCCUGGUGCACAGCAGUCCCGCCUGCAGCUCCUCCGUCACGUGCGGGUGGGGCGACGGGGCGUCCAGCACCACCAGGGAGCGGCAGCGGCAGACGAUCGUCAUUCCCGACACCCCCAGCCCCACGGUCAGCGUCAUCACCAUCAGCAGCGACACGGACGAGGAGGAGGAACAGAAGCAUGCGCCCACCAGCACUGUCUCCAAGCAGAGAAAAAACGUCAUCAGUUGCGUCACGGUCCACGACUCUCCCUACUCUGACUCCUCCAGCAACACCAGCCCCUACUCCGUGCAGCACCGCACUGGGCACCACGCCAACACCUUUGACACCAAGGGGAGCCUGGAGAAUCACUGCACUGGGAACCCCCGGACUAUCAUCGUGCCACCCCUAAAAACCCAGGCCAGCGAAGUGUUGGUGGAAUGUGAUAGCCUGGGGCCAGCUGUCAACACUGGCCAGCACUCGUCCUACAAGUCCAAGUCCUCCAGCAACGUGACCUCCACCAGCGGUCACUCUUCAGGGAGCUCGUCCGGAGCCAUCGCCUACCGGCAACAGCGGCCGGGACCGCAUUUCCAGCAGCAGCAGCCUCUCAAUCUCAGCCAGAGCCCCAGCCCCCUCGCGGCAGGACGCAUCCUGAGCGACCUCUGA
Molecule: messenger RNA, 3063 nt
Organism: Puma concolor (puma)
Lineage: Eukaryota; Metazoa; Chordata; Mammalia; Carnivora; Felidae
Source: RefSeq, a predicted model, not a curated record